AUAUACACACAUGUAUAUACACAUACACAUACAUCGCAAUGUGUAUAUACCCCUGCCACCCACAUGUAUAUGUGUGUUUAUGUGUUUGUGUGAAGCUUAUCAGUGGAAUAAAUUGACUAGGUAAACUCUGGAAAAAAAUGGACAUAAAUUACCUAUGUGAUCAUGGUCAAGUUAUUAACCCCAGGGUAAAAUUUUGGUGACAACUUUAUAAAAAUAUUAGAAACAAAUGCUAAAGUGGAUUGGCAUUAGUUUCUAUUCCUACACACAGUGAGACAAAGAGAUACCUGUAGAGGCAGAGAGUCAAUAUUUGAGCACUUGAGCACAGACAGUGUAAGGAGAGGAGAGAACAGCCUUCUUGCCACACAUACAUACCUUCGAGGUGGAAGGGAGAGCAACCUUCUUGGAGAUGGGGGUGGGGAGGACAAAAUGAUAUGUGAAAGGCUCUAGGUCCCAAUGCUGAUAGUAUGCAAAGUUUAUAUAACCUCCUUAUAAAAACAGAAAGUAGAAUAUAGUUUUCUGUCAUAUUGAAAGGUUGGGAACUAUUUAAAUAGACAUAGAUUAUCUUACCUUAUUACAUACUUGAGGCUUGGUUUUGCUUUCGCUUUUCAAAACCCUUACACUUUUAAUUAAUUAAUUAAAUUCAUUUUAACAGAAAAAAACAUUUUCCAUUUGCAUGCUAGAUAGAUCUUUUUAUAAUAAAUAUUAUAGAAAUCAGAUAGUAGUACUAGAAGUAUUUCUCCUUUCCUUCUUCUAUUGGGUUGUUUAUUUCCCUAAGUUGUUGAGCCUCAGUUUUUGCAUUCAGACUGCAAAAUAUGUGUGCCAGUUCUUAAUACAAGUGUCAUUAUUUCACUCUACAUUCUCAUCUAAAUCCUACUUUAAACAUCUACAUUUGUCACUCAAUGACAAAUAUCAGUCCCAUGUGUAUGUCCUCUCUUAGGGACUCUACUAUGGAUUUCAGCUAUUUCCUUCUCUAAUUUAUGAAUCAAAAGUCAAUUCAGAGGGACAUACAGUAGAGAUACAAGAGAUUUUGUUAUUUUAUGCCCAUUACCUACUAUGUUCUGUCUCACUCUUUUCCUUCCCAGGGGAAGUGGCAACUCACUUAUCCUCAUUUAUUGUUUUAGUUUUUAAUGAUGCUUGCUACUGAGUAAGAACAGCAGUAUAGGUGAAAGGCUCUGAGAAACAGAUCCACAAAUAUGUUGAAUGUCCUAGCUCUCCUGUGCCCCAUUCAAGUCUUCCAUAACUUUGAGCACCACUUCCUCCUCAUCUCUAUUCUUAGCCUCAUAGAACUGGCAUCAGGUCAGUUUCAGGUGAUUGGCCCAAACAACCCUAUUCAGGCUUUGAUAGGAGAAGAUGUUCUCUUCUCCUGCCAUAUCUCUCCCAAGAUGAAUGUGAAGAACAUGGAAGUGAGGUUCUUCAGAAACCAAUUCUCUUCUGUGCUACUUCUAUACAAGGAUGGAAAAGAAAUAGAUGAGAGGCAAAUGCAAGAAUAUCAAGGAAGAACCCAGUUUAUGCAAGAUGCCAUCACUGAAGGGACAGUCUCUUUAAAACUGAAGAAUAUAGUCUCUUCAGACAUGGCAAAAUAUGGAUGUUGGUUCAGUUCCAAAACUUUCUACGAGGAGUAUACUUGGGAGCUACAGGUAGUAGCUCUUGGGUCAACCCCUCUUAUCUCCCUUGAGGGAAACAGAGAUGGAGGGAUAUUGCUGGUUUGUCAAUCAUCUGGAUGGUUGCCUCAGCCCAAAAUACAAUGGAGAUAUGAUCCAGAUCAAUAUUUAUUACUAAACUACACAGUGAACCAAGAUGAUCAUGGCCUCUUUUCCAUAAAAACCACACUUACUAUAAAAGAACAUUCCAAUAAGAAUAUUUCAUGUUUAGUACUGAACCUUGCCCUUGGACAAAUGAAGGAAUCCAGACUACAGAUAGCAGAUCACUUUUACCAGAUCACCUUUUGGAGAAACGCUUUCAUUAUAAUGAUGCUUCCAUUCUUGGCUGCCCUUAUUUUUCUCUUUUGUACCAACAAAAAACAAGGGAAAAUUAAGAAAAAAUUAGAACUGAUGGAAAAACUGAAAGAGGCAGAAUGGAUCACAGCCACUGAACACGCAGUGGAAGUUACUCUGGAUCCAGAUACUGCUCAUCACAAACUCCAUGUAUCUGAAGAUCAGAAAUCAGUGACACAUGAAGACGGGGUGAUAUAUGAAGACAACGGACUUGAAAAUAAUAUAAGAUUUCAGUUUCCAUGUGUAAUGGCCUCACAGAGUUUCUCCUCUGGGAAACAUUACUGGGAGGUGGAGGUUGGGAAGAUGAAGAAGUGGUACCUGGGGGUAUGUUGGAAUGAUGUGACCAGGGAGAAAGAGAAAGUCAUGUUCUCCCCUGACAAAGGCUACUGGAUUUUGGGUCUAUGGAAUAAAUCUGAGUAUUUUACGUACACCCCCUAUAGAAAAGCCCUCCGUUUCUCAGUAGAGCCCCAUAGAGUAGGAGUUUUCAUAAACUAUGAAGCCAAAGAAAUCUCUUUCUUCAAUGUGAAUGAUAGAUCACACAUUUACACAUUCACUAAUUGUGAUUUUAAGGGGAAAGCCCUCUACCCAUGCUUCUGUCCUCAUAAAAGUGAUAGUCCGGAACAUCCAAUCCCCAUGUCGAUUUCUACAGUGUUAUUAUCUAUGUCUUCAGAAAAUGAUAAUUCUGAAGGCACCAUAUUGUCCUCUAGUAAUGAUGAUGACUCAGGCCUACAGAUGACUGCAUGCCUCCUUCCUAGCAUCUCUUGCCACCCCAAGAGACUUUAAUCCAGAUUUCUUGAGUGUUUUCAAGGUUCUUUUCCCAGAGUUCUUUUCUUGACUACAGAGAUCCAAGCACUUUUCAAAACCUGUCAGAAAUGAACUAGAUUUUGAAUCAAAAGACCUUGGUCUUGGUAAAUGACAACUUUGCCAAACUUCAGUAUCUAUUCCUGUUUGUAUCAUGACACUUUUUAUAUUCCAACACUUCUUCCUUUGCCUACUACAUAUCAGAGGAUCUCACCUUCCACUUGGAGGAAGGUAGAGGAUAAUUCUUGAGCAUUCUGUGAUUCUCCUGAGAACUUUUUGAAACAUGAGUGAAUCUACCAAAUAUAUCACAGCAGAUAUGUUUAGGAUAGCAAAUAUAUAACUGGGGAUUAUAAUAUUUCUUAAAAAGGAGAGUUUCCAUGAUCCCCUAGACCCUUGGUCAUUUCUAGUGGGCAAAAUGAAUUAUGGCUCAGUUCUGAAGAUUUUUGAACUUUGAGAUGAUGCAGAAAAAGCUGGGUGGUACAUUGUCGUAUCUCCUCCAUGAGGUAGGGCCCUGUUGGAAAAUCUAUAGGAAGGUGUUGGAGGAGGCUGCUCUGCUCCCCCUCUCCACUGCACCUGAGGACAUUUUUCACUUCACCUGCUCCUCUGCCCAGCAGCCAAAUGGGAGCACUUCCUCCUUCCCCUGUCUGGGGUAAGGUUGGGACUUCACAUGCAGCAUGAGGGUGCAGUUUGAACACUCGGUCUCUAAAGGUUGGUCAUCACUGAUAGAGUAUUUGAUUUUUACCUCAAGCCUAUAUAUAGAAAAACUGGUCAUUGGUCCAGGGAAGAGCCUACAUUCAGUAGACUUAAAAGGAACAACUCUGCUUUUUUUAGUUCUCCUCUCCUCCUUCCAGAGCAUAAAAGAGAAAACUACCUCCAAAAGGAGGUGGUUUAAUGGGAAGGACCUUGAUGGAUUGGAAAAGAAAAAAACCCAACUAGGAGCCUCACUGGGCCAAUGAAGCACAACCCUUGCAAUUAUAGGAAAAACAAGUUUAUUGAAUUUAGGGAAAUGGUAGAUAAGAUCCUAACACAACAAGAUCUGAACUCCACCCAACUUCUAAGAACCUCCAGAGAGCCUGUUCUGCCUUUGUUCUGUAGGCUUUGCCUAUUAGCUCCUUGAUCUUAUCUAAAGACCCAAACCUUGUCUGACUACCUAUAUGCUACAGAUUGCCUUUAAAAGACUGAGGAUACAGGACUCACAGAUGGACUGAGCUCUUAGGUAAACCCAAAGUCCAAGUUGAUCUCUGACUGAUUGAUCUCAGACAGGUUAAUCUCUGUACUUUAGGGAAAGGCAGUUUUCUUCCAAGGCAGUUCUCCAACCCAGGAAUGUCCUAAUAUUUCUACAAGAUUAGUAUUUUCCCAGGGGAUGUCAGAGCAAAGAUCCUCCCUACCAGCUCAGAGGAAAGUGAGACCAGGAGAGCCUGUUAAACCCAGUAAAACUCCCAAGAUACUUAUCUCUUUCCAGAAUCUUCUCCCAGGGUUUGUGUCUAAAUUCUCCUCCUUUCCUCUUAAAGACAAUCCAUGCAUUUUUUUCUCUAUCCCUUAUUUAUCCUUACACGCAUAUGGUAUUUAACUUUCUUUUUUCUUUAUUUCUAUGUUUUUUUUCUUUAUUUUUUUCUCAUCUCUCUGUCUCUGUCUGUCUAUUGUGCCUCUCUUUGUCUCUGUCUCUUUCUCUUUGUAUCUCAGUUUCUGUCUCUAUCAGUCUCUGUCUCUGAUUUUCUAGGACUUCCCAUAAGAAAUGGCAUAUUCUUCCAGCAGUAAUGGAGACUUCAAAUAUAGGUGCUGCCCAAAAGAUCCUGAGCAAGUUAGGUUCUCAAGCCUCUGUUUACCUUUUCUGCCUUGUGUUUCUUGUCUAAGCAGUGAUUCUAAGAGAUGGACUUUUCAGAAAUGUCUACUUUUGGGAGCUUGAAAUUUCUGAGUUCUUCAGUUGAUGCCUAUUGCACUUUAGGAGGAUAUUUAGGCAGCUGCUGUAACAUUUAGUGGAGAAGACCAGUAAUAACAACAAAAUAGAAGAAACAACCCAAUUCCUAACCCAUCUGAACAGAAGACAUCUUUCAUGAGGAAUCUAUUCAGAUGCCAAAGAAUCAAAAAGAAGGCAAAAAUGCUUACUGAGCAGGCUUGUUAAAUAUUUGUGUUAGCUAAAAACAUUCCAGAAGAGUAUAACAGAAGUCACAAGCUUUUGACUCAUGUUUAAAUCUUUAUUAACAUGUGUUCAUGAAGACCAUUUUAAUAUGCCAUUCAUGCAUUAUCCAUCUCUUUUGUAUAAAAGAAAUAAAUUGCUCUCCUCUGCCUAAUCUACAUAGUAUAUUACCUUUCUCACCUCUUUGCUGGAGGAACCCUAGACAUGAACUAAAUACAAAUGUAACAAGUGUCUCUGAAACAAAGGUAAAUAUAUAUUGGGAGUUAAAUUUCUGGGAGUCACAAAGAUUGUCUUGAAUUGCAAUCGAAAAAUUAUUACUUGAGACAUGUAGGUUGUAUAGUGGAAAGAGUGCCAGACUUGGAGUUGGAAGGAACUGGGUUCAAAUCUGAUCUCAGACACAACCUAGCUGUGGGUUUCUAGGCAAGUCACUUAGCCACAAUUACCAACCCUUGUCUUACUCUUCUGUCUUAGAUUUUAUAUUCAGACAGAAUGUGAGGGUUUAAAAAAAUUAUCAGCUGCAUUACUAAAAGAGAUGUGGUUCAGUAUGAUGUUUUGGGAGUAUCAUCCUCUAAUCUUUCCUGCUUUGGUGUGGUCUUCAAUGAAGUUGUUUCCAUUCUGGUCAAAGGGUAACACUUUAACUUGUAUGCUUGGUCCCAUUCCUGAAGACUUUGCUAACUAAUUAUCAAUCUCUUAUUCACUGACUCCUUCCUGUCAUGUAUAAAUAUGCCCCAAUUUCUCCAUAUUUGGAAAUCCUUCAUUUGAAAGUUAAUGUCUUUAGAAUUCUAAUCUGAGACAUUCUCUGCUUUUCAUUACAUCCUUUGGAAUCUUUCCAAAAAAUCUUGCCAAGAUGGUUACUUGAAAAGAGGCAGCUAGUUAAGUAUCCAUAUUCUAUCAAAAUCCUAAAAAUGACACUAGAAAGAAUAAUGAUCAAGAAACUUAAAAAUCAAUGACAAGUGAUUUUUUCCUAGCCCAGAAUUGCAUAAAAGUCAGCCAAAUAAUCCCAUGGGCAGUAAGGAAGGGUUUAUCAGAAAAAGUCAUUACCAGUACAAGAGAAAAGAGUAACAACUCUGAGGAUGACUAGAGACCAAUUAGAGGUCUGCAAGUCUUAGUCCCCACGAUUCAUGAGAGUAGAGGACUCCCUAGAGAAAUUCACAGGGUGUUCAGAAAUAAAAAAGGGGAAACCUUAGACAGGGAUAGCUAGGGCCAACAACUCAAAGGUUUCUAAUACUAUGUCCUGAGAUCUUAAUAUCUUAAUAUCUAAUGAUGUAAGUCCCAAAUAUCAUGGGGGAAACCCUUGGGAGGUAGGUGUCAGCAAAGGAACCUAGGUGAACUAAGUCCAAACCACAGGGGGGAUCACUCUAUGCAAAAGCAUGUCAAGAGGUAAAGUCUCCCAUUAUAGGAAGUCCCAAUUCAAGAAAUAAACCUGGAAAGAUCAGUAAACACAAAAGUGAGAUGGCACUAUAAUCACAGAAAUCCAACCUGCAAAGAGAGACCCCAUAAUAACUGCAGAUGCUUAAAGGGGGGAAAAAACAGUGUUUUCCACAAGGGCUUAAAAGGAAUGUCUAGAAUGAAUAAAAUAAUAAGGAAAUAUUUGGAACAAGAAUAAAUAUCUUAAAGAAAAGAAUGUUAAACCUGACUCAAAUAAAGGGCUUUUUGAAAAUUAGAUUAAAUAUAAAUCAAUGACUCCAUGAGAUAGCAAGAAGAAUUAGAACAAAAUAUGAAUGUUUAAAAAAUAAAGAAAAUAUAGCCUAUCUGGUCUCCAAAACAACUGAUCUGGUAAAUGAGUCAAAGAGAUAUCAAGUGAGAAUAUUGGAAUCUAAGAUAAUUCUGAAGGACUUAAUGGAAAAUGCCAUCAACCUCCAGAGAAAGAAGAGAUGGAAUCUGAAUGCAGAUUGAAAUAUAAUAUGUUUUUAUUUUCUUUUAUGGCUUCAAAUUUUAUUUCCCCCAAAUUACAUGUAAAAACAAUUUUAAUGAUUUUUAAGACCCCAAUUUUCUCCUCCUCUUUCACUAGGGUAAGCAAUCUGGUAUAAUUUUACAUGUUCAAUCAUAUAAAAUGAAAAUUUGAGCAAAAAAGAAGAAAGUGAAAUAUAAUAUGCUUUAGUCUAGAUUCUUACUUUGAAGGCAGAUGACAUUUCUUAUCAUGAGGCUUUUGAGAUUGUUUUGGAUCAAUGUAGUGUUAAGAAUACCUAAGUCACAGCGGUUGAGGGGACAUGACAGAAGAGAGACUCUAAACUAAACUCUAAUGCAAAUAUUAACAACAUGGCAAUGGGUUCAAAUCAAGAACACAUGUGACACCCAGUGGAAUCACGUGUC
Molecule: messenger RNA, 7245 nt
Organism: Monodelphis domestica (gray short-tailed opossum)
Lineage: Eukaryota; Metazoa; Chordata; Mammalia; Didelphimorphia; Didelphidae
Source: RefSeq, a predicted model, not a curated record